CAACUCCAAUGCUAACAGUAACACACAAACAAAAGCGCUUAGAAUGGGCACGAAAACAUCUUAACGAUAACUGGGAAAAAACAUUAUUUUCAGAUGAAACAGCCUUUCAACUGUUUAGGAAUACAAUAAAACAUUGGUACAAGGGUACACGUCCGGUUCGCUGCAUGCCAAAAGACAGAUCAAAAAUUUUCGCCUGGGGUGGAUUUUGCGCACAAGGCAAAACUAGUCUUUUUUGUUUUAGGGGAAUUAUGGAUGGACCAUUUUAUGUUGAUAUCUUAAGAAAACAUUUACCUGAGGUCACAAGGAUGCUGAAUAACGAUUGGAGAUUUCAACAGGACAAUGAUCCGAAGCAUACAAGUCGUGUGGCCAAAGAAUUUCUCAAAGAAAACUUUCCUGAAGUAAUUGAUUGGCCAUCUAAUAGUCCCGACCUUAAUCCUAUUGAAAAUCUAUGGAGUAUUGUUAAAGGGAAUGUGGAAAAACGGCAACCAAAAAAUUUGGCCGAAUUAGAACGAUUUAUGAUAGAAGAAUGGAAUAAUAUUCCAAAUUCUAUUAUUAUUAAUUUA
Messenger RNA from Dentiscutata erythropus, 563 nucleotides. The record is from the annotation of a GenBank genome assembly. Lineage: Eukaryota; Fungi; Glomeromycota; Glomeromycetes; Diversisporales; Gigasporaceae.